UUGAUCAAUUAAAUUGUGGAAACAAUGAUUAGUUUCCAUCUUUUGACCGUCGAGGACAGUGAUUUAGUGUUGGUUAUAUCUUUAAAUUACAGACGUUCUCCAAUUUUAUAGUGCCCCUACCAGAAUGAGUUUCAAUGCAGAUGAACUGGAAGCACCAGAGUGGGUUAAUUCGAAUUUUCUGAAAGAAGUUCUUGAGUAUAAUGGGGAUGUGCGAAAUGUGACGACUCAUGACUAUAAAAUUUCUCCCGCAACUACUCUUGGGGAUCACUUUGCCAGCAUUAUGUUCCGAGCAAAUAUUAGAUUUUCAACUCAAGAUCAACCAAGUGAAAAGCGCUCCAUAAUCAUCAAAACCUUGCCAGUCGUUGAAGGAUUUAAAAAGGAUAUGUUAAGCAAAACCGAAGUAGACUUUUUUGGCACUGAAAUCUUCAUGUAUUCAAAAGUUUUGAGUGAAUGUGCAAACAUGUUGAAGAAUGCAGGCUACAAUGACUUACUGGCUCCAAAGAUGAUUUAUCAGUCAUCAGAGCCAUACAAAGUUAUAGUUUUCGAAGACUUAAAGGAACUCGGAUAUUUUAUGUUCCCAAGAACUAUUCCGAACGAAGAAGAUACUAAAUUAAUUUUCUCUAAGUUAGGACAAUACCACGCGGCUACAUUCAAGCUAGCAGCAGAGGGCCACAAAGGUCUCAAUCUAAAAGGAAGUAUUUUCAAUAUGGGUAACAUGGAGAAUAAAAAUUUCCUUCAAGAUGGAAUCACUUACUUCAAAGAAGUAUUGGAAACAUUGCCCGAAUUCAAGGAGGCCUCAGAAAAACUGAGUAAAAUUUCUUUUGGUAAAAUUGUAGAAAAAUGCAUCCAAACUAUCAAUGCACCUGGCUCUUAUGAGGUCCUCAAUCACGGUGAUUAUCAUAUCAAAAACAUGAUGUUCAAGGGUAACAACAACAAGGAUAUUUCCAAAGUUAUUUUGGUUGAUUUUCAAAUAUGCCACUGGGGUUCACCCGCCUACGACCUUGUCUACAUGUCAGCCAUUUUACCGCCUGGGAUGCGUCCAGGAGCCUACCGACAUUAUUUUGAUACAUUCAUCGAUGUCCUGGAAAAAUCUGGUUACAAAGGAUCAUUACCUGUGUUCGAACAACUACAGAAAGAUUUAAAAUCACACCGAAUUUUAGAUUUAUUUUUACUGUCUACAUUCACAGCAUUUAUUUGCGCGGAUAAAAAAGAAAUAAAUGAACAAAUGGAGACCUUAUUUCAGGAUACAAGUCGAUUCAAAAUAUUCUAUAGACAACCUAACUAUAUUUCGUACGUGAAAGAGUUACUACCAGACCUGCUACAGGAAGGUGUUCUAGACGAUCUUAUAAAUUUUAAUUAAAUGUUUUUUAAUUCAUUAUCCAACAUUGAUUAAAAUUAUUAUUAUUUCCGAUUAAAAAAUAAUCAAGAAAAUA
This is a messenger RNA of Hermetia illucens (black soldier fly), 1433 nucleotides long. RefSeq lists its product as uncharacterized. NCBI's taxonomy places the organism in Eukaryota, Metazoa, Arthropoda, Insecta, Diptera, Stratiomyidae. The transcript is spliced from 6 exons. Bases 125 to 1360 code for a protein of 411 amino acids. The record is from RefSeq and is a predicted model, not a curated record.